AUGAGUGAUAUCUCGGACAUGGUUUCUCGAGAUCUUCGCUCAUAUUCAGUGGAUCUUAGUGAGUUUAAAAUUGGUGAUAGUAUUGGUGCAGGUGCUUUCGGAGAGGUUUUUUUGGCAACUCACAUUAACACGCAAAAGAAGCGUGCGAUUAAGAAAUUAUAUACGAAAGAACUUAAAGGACAAGAUUUGAAACUUUUUGUUCGUGAAGCGGAGAUAUUAGCUGUAUGCAAAAACAAAUUUUUAUUGCCAUUCUUUGGAUGCACUCUAAAAUAUCCAUUUUCGAUAAUCACAGAAUACAUACCAUGCGGUACUCUAUUCAAUGCAAUCAACCACAAAGAAGGUUCUCCAGAUUUAAGCGCAACAAAUAAAUCAAUCAUCGCUUAUGGCAUAGCAAGAGGAUUACAAUACCUACACGAACACAAUAUAAUACAUAGAGAUAUUAAAUCAAGAAAUAUUUUACUUCGCGACAACCUUUAUCCAGUUAUUUGCGAUUUUGGACUUUCAAGACGCGUAUAUGAAAUAGAACAGCCAAAUCCAAAUUCAACAAUGACAAGAGAUGUCGGAACACCACAUUACAUGUCACCCGAAUUAAUCUUUAACAGACCUUAUACGAAUAAAAUCGAUGUCUACGCAUAUGCCAUCAUUUUAUGGGAAAUGCUUAAAGAGACUACACCUUACAAAGGCAUGUCCGAUAUCCAAAUUGCUUACGCGGUCACUCAAAAGGACGAAAGACCAGAAUUUCCUAAAAUUAUACAACCAGGUUUGAAAUCUCUCAUUUCUAGAUGUUGGGAUAAAGACCCUGAUAAACGUCCGACAUUCAAAGAGAUCGUAAGGGAGUUUAAAGAUGGCAAAGUUUAUUAUCAUGGAACAGAACAAGAUGAAUUCAAGAAUUUCAUGCAUCACAAGGACCAUCCCUCUCGGCAUUUGUCAACACCGCAUAGUUCUGGUGGCAGAAGGCGCUCUGUCCCUAAGAUUACCCCUCCAUCUACUCCUCAUCAGAGGAAAUCAAAGUCAACGAUAUCAUCGAAGAGCUCAGAAUCAACGGAUUGGGUAUUAGUAUUGAAUCCGUCGGACCCUGAAUUCAUAAAUAACUACUUUAAAGCGAUCGAAACAAUAAAUGCGAUUACAGCUAAGGAAUUCUUCACAGUUAUACAAGAAAUCAUCGCUGUUAUUACAGAUGUCAACGUACAGAUCAGAAUUAUUCUACCAAUGAUAAGAGUUAUCUCUAAAGAUGUAAAUCUACUCAAAUCAAUGAUCGAAUCCGGUCUUUAUUUCUCACUUCCCUUGAAGAAUAAAAAUAUAAGAGAGGGAACUUUGAUGGUUUUCGUGAUUUCUAUGACCUUUUAUCCUUCAAUAAUGAACCAAGACUUCUUGAACUUGCUCAGACCGUACAUUUCGGAGAACUGCGACCAUAUAAUACGCUUGCUGAACCUGUAUUUCAAGCCAGGAGACCAUUUGAUCUAUAUGAAAGUUGUGGUCGAUUUCAUUCUCGAAAACUACAGGGAGUUCCUGAGAUUUUCCGGCUUGAACUACCUCAGAUUACUCAACUACGUGUUCUCCUCCAAUGAAACAGCUCUCGCAAACAGAUUUGGAGAAUUUUCCGAAAUUUUCCUCAAAACAAUUUCAAUUGGAACUGACGAAGAAGUUGUUGCUGAGAGUUACAAGUUCAUUAUCAACUAUUUUGACUCAAAAAUCGUAAUCAAACCUGAAAUUAUCGAAAAACACCUUUUGAACGAGGCCCUUGUUGAUCUUGUUGCUGCCUAUUUAAUUAGGAAGCCGCAGAUCGAUAUAACUGAAGGCAUAGUUUACAAAUUGAUUCAAGUUUUUCCAAAAUCAAAAUUGGCUUUUUACGAAUUACUUGAUUUGUUCUGCGACAGCCCAGAUAAAAUUGGUUCCGCACUUCUCAAGCACUCAAGGACAUGGAUGCCCAACACAGAAUCAACUUUUGAUUACAGAUUAGGAAUUAUUAUCAUGAUUGUCUCAACGAAAAACCUCAGACCUAAGAUUGCCAAGUCCUCAUCAUUCUGCAAACUUCUUUCGAGCAUUCUUGAUCAUAAUACUUCUGAAUUUAUCCCUACAAUUACAAAUAUUUUAAUUAAAAUGUUUGAUGAACCUAAAUUGUACAUCAAACUAUCUGAAACAGACUUCUUUAAGAAGUAUAUACAGGUUGUAUCAGCGUUCAAGCUUCCAGACCUCACAAAAGGAAUGAUUGGAUUAUUUGAAACGAUAUCUCGAAAAGUUUUCAUUGAAGACUUUUUGUUAUAUGUUCCUAAUCUUUUCGAAAUGCUCAAGGACGAGUCAGAGUACACUUUCCCGGCUCUUUCGGCUCUAACUGUGAUGAGUACAAAUGAAAAGGUCAAAGAGCUCCUGAAGACCUAUGAUUUCAAGCACGUACUUCAUAAAUUGAAGCAAGUAUCUAGUUACAAGAACUAUGUCGCCUCGCUUCAACAAUAUUUAUCAUGA
This is a messenger RNA of Trichomonas vaginalis G3, 2463 nucleotides long. RefSeq names its product protein kinase protein. Gene Ontology annotation, molecular function: protein kinase activity; ATP binding. Gene Ontology annotation, biological process: protein phosphorylation. The record is from RefSeq and is a predicted model, not a curated record. Lineage: Eukaryota; Parabasalia; Trichomonadida; Trichomonadidae. Bases 1 to 2463 code for a protein of 820 amino acids. The transcript has a single exon.